AUGAACUCACUAUAUAACCACGGCGUCAAGCAGACGCAGCUCCUUACGCGAGAUCUAGCCUCGCUAGAAAAGAAUUUGAGCACGUCGCCCAUGUCGCUCCAAGGCACAAUUAUUACGUCGCUCACGGCAUUCAAAAAGACCAUCAAAGAGUACAAGGACUUAGUCAACCAGAAUUCGUUCACGGAGGAGAAACACCAGGCACGGUUGGAGAAGUUCCAGGCAGAUUUGGCACAGUUUUCGGCGAAAUUUGAUAGUUUGCGCCAACAGAGAGACCUUCAGCUCCAGGCCGAGUCUCACCUGGAAUUGUUAGGUAGAAGAACCGCCGCCACAUCGGACAAUCCUUACGAUUCCAACCAGGCAGCCAAUCAGGGCACUCAGCAGCAACUGUUGUCAUAUCUGGAGGGGCUUUACAAAGAGAAACAGUCGCUUUCUAGAGGCAGUCAGCAACUUGACCAGAUUCUCGAGAUGGGCCAGAAUGCUUUUGAGGAUUUGGUGGAGCAGAACGAGACGUUGCAGCGAUUGGGUGCUACUUUCGAGAGGAGUAUGCUCACGCUUGGCGUUAGUCAGGGCACUAUUCGUCGAGUGGAGCGCCGAGCCAAACAGGACAAGUGGCUCUUCUGGGGUGGAGUGUUCUUGAUGUUUGUCAUGUGCUACUAUAUCAUCAAGUGGUUCCACUAG
This is a messenger RNA of Sungouiella intermedia, 678 nucleotides long. The record is from the annotation of a GenBank genome assembly. Lineage: Eukaryota; Fungi; Ascomycota; Pichiomycetes; Serinales; Metschnikowiaceae.